This is a messenger RNA of Kwoniella botswanensis, 1089 nucleotides long. RefSeq lists its product as uncharacterized. NCBI's taxonomy places the organism in Eukaryota, Fungi, Basidiomycota, Tremellomycetes, Tremellales, Cryptococcaceae. The record is from RefSeq and is a predicted model, not a curated record. The coding region runs from base 1 to 1089 and encodes 362 amino acids. Gene Ontology annotation, cellular component: cytoplasm. The transcript has 5 exons. Gene Ontology annotation, molecular function: 2-oxoglutarate-dependent dioxygenase activity.
AUGCCCAUUGCUGUACAAGAACAAAACCCAGUGGAAACCAUCAAAGCGGCUUUGACAAAGGUCAGUGUAACCGAAACAAACGAAUCAUUUGACCUUCGAUCAUACUCCCAUUUCGAUGCGACUCCAAGCAUAGGCACCGAGUUCCGAGCAUACUCUCCCGACGGUAAACCGACACUGUCGAUCAGAGAUAUCUUGGGUAACACGGAGAGAGAAAAGGCUCUGGGUCGAUUGGUCUCCGAGCGGGGGGUCGUAUUCUUCCGAGAUGCAGUCAUUUCACCAGAUGAACAGACUAAACUCGUCGAAUCUCUGGGUAGACUUGGAGGCAAACCUUCGACGAGCAAACUCCACGUUCAUCCCCUCACAAUGGGUGGGAGUGAGCUCGGUGACGAAAUUAGCAUGAUUUCAAACCGAUACAUCUUCGACAACCAUUUCAAGCGUGAUGACUUCACUGUCUUGAAGAGGAAAUUCCAUGCCGAUCUAUGGCACUCCGAUAUAACAUUCGAACCUGUGCCAUCAGACUACGCUACCCUCCAGAUUCGUAAACUUCCCAAGGUUGGUGGUGAUACACUAUGGGCCUCGGCAUAUGAAGCAUAUGAUCGAUUAUCUCCAGUCUACAAGUCACUCCUGGAAGGUUUAACUGCAACACACGUAGGACAAGGGUUUAUUGACAUCGCUAAAAAGCAAAACACCACUCUUCGAGAGCCCAGAGGAGCACCAGAGAACGUGGGACAACAUCUCUCAACUAUUCACCCAGUGGUUAGAACCAAUCCUGUCACCGGUUGGAAGGGUUUAUUCGUCAACAGAGGCUUCACAAAGAGAAUCAACGAGUUGACGCAACAUGAAUCUGAUAAUCUUUUGAACUUCUUGUUCGAGCAUAUCUCAGCUAACCACGAUCUACAAGUCAGAUUCAGAUGGGAGGAAAACAGUUUAGCUAUUUGGGACAAUAGAUCAACAUUCCACUCGGCUACUGAAGAUCUGGAUGAUGUUGAGAGGGUUGGAACUCGAUCGGUCAGUUUGGGCGAGAAACCAUACCUAGACCCCAAGUCCACAGGAAGAAGAGAGGCUCUUCUCAAAGCUCAGAUUCAGUGA